AUAUAAACUAUUUUUCGUUUAGUUGGGUUUAGAAAAUCUGAUGAGUCAACUUAGAAAAACAAAACCAUUGUCGUCAAUUUGAAAAUCACCAUGAAAGCUCUUCAAGCUUCCACUUCUUACAGUUUCUUCAGCAAAUCCUCUUCCGCAACCCUCCAAAGGCGCACACAUCGUCCGCAAUGUGUCAUUCUUUCGAAAGUGGAACCUUCAGACAAGUCCGUCGAAAUAAUGCGAAAAUUCUCCGAGCAAUACGCUCGAAAAUCAGGAACCUAUUUUUGCGUUGAUAAAGGUGUCACGUCUGUUGUUAUCAAGGGAUUAGCAGAGCACAAGGAUUCACUGGGUGCCCCACUUUGUCCUUGCAGAUAUUAUGAUGACAAAGCUGCUGAAGCUACUCAGGGCUUUUGGAACUGCCCGUGUGUGCCCAUGAGGGAGAGGAAGGAGUGCCACUGCAUGCUUUUCUUGACCCCAGAGAAUGAUUUUGCAGGCAAGGAUCAGACAAUCGGCUUGGAUGAGAUUCGGGAAGUGACAGCGAACAUGUAACAUAAAGGCUUACCCGUUAAUGAAUUGUUUGGGAACUUGCAAUCAGCCUGUACAUUUUGUAUUCUUUCAAGUAAGCUGCUUAGUACUGUACUUACUGUUUGCUCUCAUCCUUCAAUGAGCUUUAUUUGUGCUUCAGAUGAUGAGCAUUGUUGAUAUAGAGACCCGUAUUUGAUUCUCAGAAAGUUCAUGUUUUUCUGUGACAAAUAUAAGCAAUCAUCGCCUUUUUUUUUACCAUUUAUUUUGUAACCAGGCCGAAUUUGCUCAUUUGUAGGCAUUAUUUUUCAUGUCAAUGUAACAUAAGGAGCAACUUUGAGUUACUUGAAGAAGAGCAAGGCACCAUGUGUUGUUUUAGUGUA
This is a messenger RNA of Spinacia oleracea (spinach), 893 nucleotides long. The record is from RefSeq and is a predicted model, not a curated record. NCBI's taxonomy places the organism in Eukaryota, Viridiplantae, Streptophyta, Magnoliopsida, Caryophyllales, Amaranthaceae.